Molecule: messenger RNA, 2512 nt
Organism: Amphibalanus amphitrite
Lineage: Eukaryota; Metazoa; Arthropoda; Thecostraca; Balanomorpha; Balanidae
Product: SWI/SNF-related matrix-associated actin-dependent regulator of chromatin subfamily D member 1-like
Exons: 11
Coding region: 173-1651 (492 amino acids)
Biological process (GO): regulation of transcription by RNA polymerase II
Cellular component (GO): SWI/SNF complex; nucleus
Source: RefSeq, a predicted model, not a curated record
AUUGAGGCAAACACGGCGCGACGCAAGUCGGUCGCAACAUCAAAAAAAAAAACAACAAAGCAAAUAAAUAAAGUGAAUAUAAAUAGAGCGGAUAUGUGUUAAUAAUUUGUUUGCGGCACUAAGAUGAGUUUACUGACUUAUUAGCUGGAGGCAAAUUGGCCACUGUCCAAGAAUGGCCUCUCGCCCCGGUGGCCCACCAGGCUAUGUUGGAACUGCACAAUCACCAGCAAUGUCCUACGCUGGGCCCAGGAAUGCCUAUGCUGGCAUGCCAAUGGGCCACUACCCUUCUAGCAGUGCUCAGAACAUGAUGCAGCGAUCAGGGGGUAGCAUGGUCCAGCAGCAGCAACAACAACAGCAGCUACAGCAGCAGCAGCAGCAACAGCAGCAGCGGUACCCGCCGGGACGGGCUCCUCCGGGCCCUCCUCAGCAGAUGAAACGUCCGCCGCCCGCACCUCAGCCGGGCAAAGCACCGAAGAAGCGCCGGCGGAUGGCGGACAAGAUGCUCUCCUGGAAGGUGCGGGAGCUAGUGCCCGAGUCGCAGGCCUACAUGGACCUGCUGGCCUUCGAGCGCAAACUGGACGCCACCAUCAUGAGGAAACGGCUCGAUAUCCAGGAGGCGCUGAAGCGGCCGAUGAAGCAGAAGCGGAAGCUGCGCGUGUUCAUCUCAAACACCUACUUCCCGGCCAAGGCGCCGGGCGAGGGUCCGGGCGCCGAGCAGGGCAGUGCUGCCUGCUGGGAGCUCCGCGUCGAGGGCAAACUGCUCUCGGACGACAGCAAGCCGGACGCCAAGGGGAAGCGCAAGUUUUCGUCGUUCUUCAAGUCGCUAGUGAUUGAGCUGGAUAAGGACCUGUACGGACCGGACAACCAUCUGGUGGAGUGGCACCGGACUGCCAACACGCAGGAGACGGAUGGAUUUCAGGUGAAGCGUCCGGGCGACCGGAGCGUGCGCUGCACCAUCCUGCUGCUUCUGGACAACCAGCCACCCCAGUUUAAGCUGGACCCGCGACUGGCGCGCCUGCUGGGCGUGCACACUCAGUCGCGGCCGGUCAUCACACAGGCCCUGUGGCAAUACGUCAAGCACAACAACCUGCAGGACCAGAGUGAGCGCGAGUACGUCAACUGCGACCGGUACCUAGAGCAGAUAUUCCAGUGUCCGCGGAUGAAGUUUGCCGAGAUUCCGCACCGUCUGAACUCGCUGCUGCACCCGCCGGACCCGAUCGUCAUCAACCACACCAUCACUGUGGACGGGCCCGAGCAGAAGAAGACCGCCUGCUACGACAUCGAGGCGGAGAUCGACGACCCGCUGAAGGCGCAAAUGAACACGUUCUUACUGUCGACGGCCAGUCAGCACGAGAUCCAGAACCUGGACAAUAAGGUGCACGAGACCGUGGAGCUCAUCAACCAGUACAAGAUCAACCGCGACUUUCUGCUGGGAUUCGCCAGCGCGCCGCAGCCCUUCAUCAACAAGUGGCUCGUCUCGCAGAGCCGUGAUCUAGAGACCAUCACGGACGUGGUCGGCGCCCCGGAGGAGGAGCGACGCUCCGAGUUCUACCGCCAGGGCUGGACCGACGAGGCCGUCCACCGCUACUUCUACGGCAAGGUGCAGCAGAAGCGCGCCGAACUGGAGAACGCGCUGGGCGUGCGCGGCUGAGCGGCGCCGAUGGCGAGAUGGCGCCUCGCGCCCCGCUGAUUACGAUCACGCGGUGACAGAGCGGGCGACGGCGGCAGUUGUGAAAGCAUCGCCAUUGUGAGUCUGGAUUGGAUGACGGAGGUGGUGGGUGGUGGACGAAUUCUGUCGCCGACCGGACCGGUUGGUUGGACGGCUCGUGUCAGUGUCAGUACAAUGGCUCGGAUCAGUGAAACGGGGGCCACAUCGAUUGGAUUGAAGUGGCUAGAGAUAUGCUCAAACUCUUUGCCGCGUGGCGCGUGCUCUGAGGUAACCGAUCAUUUGAAGAGGUUCGUUUCCUUUUUUCGCUGGAAGCGUGGUUGGCAGAUGACAGAUGACUUCUCGGCCUCGGGAGGAUGGUUUGAUAGUGCGUCACGUUCAUUACGCUCCGUUAGCUUUUUCAGUUCAUCGUUUCUGCAUCAAGUGCGAGCUCGUGAAAUAUUGCACCCGCGCACCCGCGCUAGAUUUGUCAUAAUGUUCACCCUGAUGUUCGCCUAUACCUCAUAGUGAUGGAAACGAAGCCUUUUCAGUUGGCAUGUUUUUUAUUAUAAAAGCGCCUUAUUCCCUCCAGCCGUACCUGUUCACUUCAAAUGGAUCUCGAAUGUGCGUUCCGCCAUGACGCCUUGUAUUUUCCGAUACAGCGCCACAUUUUCAUCGCAGCUUGUGCGUUCUGUGAACGCAUGAGCCCUUCACUCCAUUUUCUACGAACGCCUACAAACCGUUAUUGAGACAGCGACAGCAGUGUGUACAUAUCUUCAUAGUAUGCACAAAUAUUUGUAAUUGGCAGCAACUUAUUGAUGCCAAUCGCACAUUUUCCUGUCCUUCCAAUAAACGAACGGUUCGUAA